AGUCCGCUGGGUCGGCGAGCCCCAUGUGGACAGAGGGAGGGAGCGUGGAGAGAGAGACGGUGCGAGAGAGAGGUGAUCGUGGACUGGUGAUCGAGUGGGCUGAGUUUGGAGUUGUGAACCUCACUGAGUGAGUUAGUGGAGUUGGAAGUUGGAUUUCUGGACUUUGUGGUUGAAGAGGAUCGAGGAUGAUGAACUUGGUUGAUCUCAGCUGAGGGCACCGAUCGAAUAAACCUGAAGAGGUGCGCCAUCAGGCGAUGAGCAGCGGCGAGCUGCCGCCCAGCCACUCAUCCUCCGACGCAGACAUGGCCUUCCAGGCCUUCGACACUGCUUACGGAACUAGCGACGACGGCCUCCUGGAGGGUCUUGGGUCUCGUCUGAUGGACCGGCCUCUAGAGGGAAGCGACUCGUCUGGGGGUGCGUACCGGCCGUGGGAGUCGGCCGAAAGACCGGAGCCGGGUCACCAGCUGAGUUUCGGUGCCUAUCAGGGGUUCUCGUCUCCGCCGCCUCCGCCGAUGUCUGGGCCAGGACCGGUGUCAGGGUUUGCCACACCACCAACCGGAGGAGGAAGCCCGCUCCCUGGCUUCAACACGUUGCAGCAGUCUGGAGCGUACCCACCGCUACAGACGGCCCCCAGAGAGAUGGAUGGGUUUGAUGAGCGCGUGGCGGCGUUUUCUGCGGCAUCCGCAGCGUCAUCGACAUCAACGCCCGUCCCUUCGUCGAUGUCGAUGUCUUCGAUGGCGUCAACGGCGGCGACGGUUAGCGCGCCGUCCCACGUCGGGGCCGUGUUCAGUCCGGCGCGCAUGGCGACGUCGCCACGACACUUCCGACAACACGGUCAGGACGCAACAACUCCCAUUCUCACUCAGCUCGAGCCAAAACGCGCCCAGAAGCGUCCGUUCGAGUCAACGGUUCCUUCGCUUCCUGCGACCGUCGACACGAAUCGCCGCGACGACGACUCAUCUCCUCGACUCGAGCCAUCGGCGCAAGUAAGCUCCGUCACUUCAAGCGAUCUGCUGGACGCCAAGCCAGCUUACGCUUCGCCCAUGUCUCAACCUCAAUCAGAACCGACUCCUUCGGUCAACAUGUCCGAGAAGCCGCCGAAGAAGAAGCGGAAACGUUGCGGCGACUGCGUUGGCUGCCACACGAAGGAGAACUGUGGGUCGUGUGCGCCCUGCAAGAACGAGAGGAGUCAUCAGAUCUGCAAGAGCCGCCGCUGCGAGACCCUCGUGGAGAAGAAGCGAACGCCUAGCCGCGCACGCCGCGCCGAAUCUCAGGAGCCGCAGUCGUCUAGCGGACGGGACAGCGAGCCCCCGCGAGGCGAGCGCAGCAGAAGUGCCAGCGUUCACGGCAGUCUCAGUCGACCGUCUGCCGGGGGCUCGGUGUUCGGCAGCUCUAUGACGAUGCCGUCCAGCCAGCCACCCCACCCACCAACUCUUCCACCACACCAGCCUCAUCCGCCUUCGUUCGGCACCGGUCAACCUCCAUGGUCUUCAGCAGCCCCUGGACAGAACGGCGCCGCCCAGUGGACCGGCCAGCAGUAUCCGCAGAUUUCUGUCGCUCCAGCUCCUCCGGCGCCCGCGGCGCACUUUUACGACUCGCGCGUGCAGUAUCAAUACCCCCAGCCGGGUGGAGCGCCGUUCUACCAGCCCGAUGAUCACUUUGGUGAUCCAUUUGGAACCGGAAGCAACGGAGGAGUUGGCGGGGUGACCUCCGGAGGCUAUCCUGGUCUACCGGACCCUCCGUCAGUGCGUUCGAAUGGAUCGGGGAAUGGCUUCAGUCCGGGACCUAGCUACCUAGUGAGUACAGGAGCCGAGAAGGGAUCCCACUUACUCAUCCCCGUGACGAACAGUGGGGUGCUGCCCAAGCCGUCCCCGCUGACGCCCCACCCGCUGGGACGUCCGGGACUCAUGGUGUCGACCACCAUCACACCGCUCAGCCACGCGCCGCAGCUGUCCACGUCUUUAAACUUCCAGCCUGGCCACCAAGCAUCCUCCCGCCGCCCGAGCAGCUCACUCAGCUCUAGCUCGGUCGACCGGUGUCCAGGCGAGACCAGCGGGACCUCCGCCCCCGCCCCCGCCCCCGCCCUGGGCGGCGGAGGAGGCGGCGGCAUGGGCGGAGAGAUGUACCCCAUGGAUCCGCCGCCGCCACUCAGCGUACACGACAAGCUCAAGUUGAAGAUCUUUGAGAGACAGCAGAAGUCGCCGGCUGUGAAGCCGGUGUCGCAUUCGCCUGUGCCGCAUUCGCCCCAUCAGGUAGCGCACUCGCCGCAUCAAGUUGCGCAUUCGCCACACCAGGUGCCGCACUCGCCGCACCAAGUGCCGCAUUCGCCUCAUCAAGUGCCACACUCUCCGCACCAGGUGGCGCAUUCGCCGCACUCGUCUCAGCCAGUGCGGCAGGUGGCGCAGGGGUCGCGCCAGACAUCGCAGUCGCCCCAUCAUCUGCCCCAGUCGCCCAUACAACAGAUGGUCCACUCACCUCACGGGAUGCCGCAGAGCCCCCACAGUUUCGGCCACAUGCCGCAGUCGCCCAUGCAGCAGCAGCAUCAACAGCAGGGCUCACCAAUGUCCUACCACAACAUCUCAGCUCAGAUGGAAAACAAGCCGCCAGAUGGGUUCGAACCGUUCCCGAGCUUAGGCUCCGAGCCAGGCUCUUACCAGAUCACUGGCAACAUCUUCCAGACGGGUCUAUCUUUCGGCGAGCCGGGCGUAGGCUCCAGCCUCUGCAGCGAUCGCGUAAGCAGCUCCGGUCAGCGCCUGGAGCCCUCUGAUCAGCUGGGGGAGUCUCUGCUGUCUCAUGACGACUCUGAGCAGCCUUUUUUAGCCCGUAGGACUGCAGCGGCCGGGCGGCGACGCCCGAGUGGGGGCUCUGCAGUCCUGGAAGCACCACCAUCUCCCACGAAGAGCUCGUCGGAAGAGACGGCCGAUGAGCAGCAGAAGGAUGAAGCGAUCGGCGAGGGAAAGACAGGCGAAAUGGAUGAUGAAGAUAAUCAAGAGCGGCCAGAUCAAGGCAAUCAAGAUAAGCCAGAGGAAGUCAUUGAAGUCAGCGAACACAGCCAGCAGGUUGAGGAGGCAAAUGACGAGUCUGCUGAAUCAGUUUCAAAUGCCGCCAGUGAACUGACGACGAGUGAAGAGGCAGCAGAGCUGGAUGGUGAUAAUGUAGAGAAACUGGAAAUAGAAGGUGGUCGUGGAUCUCUUCAAACGGGAACGGGAUCGGAUGAUCGCGAAAUAUCCACGGAUGAAACUGAAACUUCGCCUGCCGACAAGGACUCUGUUGCACAGACGGAGACGACAGACGUGGCAGUAUCUGAAGUCAGGUUCACUGAAAGGUGCACAGAAAAGCUUGUGGAACCCAAUGCUGCCUGUGCGGAUGCUGAACGUGAUCCUGGAGCUGCCCUGCCUGGGGAGGCGACUGAAGCGGUUGAACCACUGGAGGGAGCGGCUGGGGUUGUGUCUUCUGAUGAAAGCGACGCAGAAGUCAGUCGUACUCCUUUCGGUGAGGGAAUCGAGUCUAAAGAAAAGCUGCUGUCCUCUGCUCCAGAAGCUGAAAAGUCAGGCGAUUUUCCUGAAGUUUUGCCGUCAAAAUCCGAUCAGACAUCUGAAGAAAUGCCAACUGAAUGUGAUAAAGAUCAUCUGAAUCAGGUGGAGUCUGAAUCACCUGGUCCGGAUGAAGCCCCACCAGCUUCUGAGGAUCCUCUGCCACAUCCAGCUCGGCCUAUCUCCGACGCAGAAGUCAACCCACCGGCGAAGCCAGUCUCGACAGGCUCCCCUAAAGAAGAAGAAAACACCGAUGCUCCAAGAGCUGCAAUGGAAGGCGACAGCACGGGCGAAGCUGAUCAUUACAUGAGCUUCUACCACGCAGUGUUUCCAUCCGCCACCAACUCGCCGAGAAAAAGCCACGAGUCGCUCAGCCCUUCUCAUCUUGCAGCAUCCUCUUUCUUCGCCGAGCCUCCUUCGUCUUACGGAGGAUCUGAAAACCCACUUUGGGAGUCUUCACCGUUUGGGCCGUCGAGCUUCCUUUACCAAGAGGCUCGUCGUCGCAGGGACCUGGUGCGACAGCGACUCAACCUGUGGAAAACAACACUGCUAAAUGAGACUGCCCGGCAUUUGGAGACAGAAGAGCUUCGCCUUCAAGGGAAAGUCGCUAACUUAGUGCCGGUGCAGCCGUACGGCGGUUUUCUGGGAAUGGCCGAGUUUAACUAUCUGGUGGACCACCCUUCAGACUUCUACCAGUGGUGUGGUGACCUCGCAGCCGCCCUCGACCGCCUCGGGCGAGGUAGCUCUCGGACAACGGAGUGCAACUCGCUGCAAGAUCACGUGGCUGCGAAACUGGCUGGUUUUGCGCGCGAUAAUUUCGGCAAGAUGUCUGAUAUUUCUUGGAGGAGUCAAACUUGGCCGAUGACGCUGUCCUUCACCAUGCGGAAGGUGGUGACGGAAAUCUUCAUGGUGGGUGUGACGCUGGAGGCGAACAUAUCGAAGAGGAUGCUGCUCGGUGGAACUAGCGCGGGGUAUGCAGUGGAGAAACCGAUGAUGGAUGGUCCAUUCAUCAGCAAGCAAUCUGUGCUGUAUGGUGGGGAGGGAAGUCGCAGUGAAGGCGGGAUGAGGGAGGAACUGUUGGCUCCGCCGCCAGACGGUCGUGCAGGGGGUCCAGGGCCGGAGUUUGAUCCAGGGAGUGUGUACGCGAUGAGCUCCGGACCCCCGGUGAAUGGCUGGAGGCUGGCUCCGCCACGCGCCCCGCCGCCGCUGCCGCCUCCCCUGCCGCCGCCGCUGGAGCCGCCUCUGCCGGUGACCGCGGUGCCCUCGGGCUACGGUCGGGGAGCGCCACCUCAGCAGAUGCACGCCACCUUUCACUGCACCUCAGGGAGGCCGUAGGGGAGCCUGCGGCCCGUCUAGUCAGGCUGCGCUGUGCACAGGCGGUGGCGGCGGCGGGACCAAUUGAGCGAAAACGGAUCGUGUUCGAAAUUAGGGCAAGGUUUGUCGCCUUUUGUUUUUCACUGCAUUUAAUCAUGAAAGUGGCAAUAGUUUUCGGAUUCGGGGUGAGGUUGGGCGGGAGUGCGCGAGCCAGUACGUACAGGGAAGUAUGUAAGCCAUCCUUCAACUUCAUUGCAAGCGAGCGCGCGCGGCGAAGGAUUGAUUGCCCCCAUGUCCCCGGUAAUGUCUUUGUGCAUUUGCAUACGUCUUGAGACUGCAAGCGUCCUUUCCCCUGAUUGGCUACCCCGAGCGCCUCCAUGCUUUGAAAUUGUUCCGUGAAAUUCUAUCAAUUAGUUCUUGGCUCGGUUUAUUAGCCAGCGUAAAAUGCCGUGCAUCAACUUAUAUAAUUUCGGCACUUUUUAUUGGUCGUAAAUAGUUCGCUCCGAAUCCCAUUUGCAAUACGUCAUAGAUUGCCGUUCCUCCUCUACUAACUCGUUUGUUUAAUUUCCAUUCAAUCUCUUAGCAUUCCUGGGCGGUCCGUGGUGUUUCAACCUAGCACAAAGUCAUUGAUCAAAGUGUAGCUAUAGGUUGUCACCUGGGGCCCAUUCUUUUUCAACGUGAAAUGCCUUUUUUGUUAUCUGACUAAUCACGUUGGCAUUUUACACCGUAAAAUUAUUCCGUACGCCGGCUGUGGGCCUGUGUUUCACGUGUGCAGCACUUAUAGGGUUAUUUUGUACGGAUCGUGAUGUUAAACCGUCGCACUUUGUCAUGUGGGACCACCGCUGGAUCUCCUUCCCGUGUAAACGCGGCAGCCAGUGCCGAUAUUAUUUAAUUGCGUACAUGCGUGCGUGCGUGCGUGUGCGCUGGGUUUUGAUCCGUGACCCUGUAUCAUAGUUUUGUACGGUAUUUUUGUACGCCCUGUUGUAUAUAGCCGGCAAACCGGCAGGAUCUACGCCAGUUUGUGUUUUGUAACGAGUCCCCGAACUCGGUCGUGUGUUACCAAGAGACGGCGACCUUGUUACCAAAUGGAUUACGUUUGGUGACUUGGUCGCAUAUCACGAAUGACAAAGGCGAUAGCUAUGGGACAUUGUGUUGCGAUAUUUCCUGAAUCUAAAUAAUGGGCUAACUGCAUUCUGAUUCUUAGGUGUUUUGUUUUACCGUGUGAUCGUUGUUUGUUACAUUGUUCUACCUUUAACUGCUGUUCCUACAACGCACAAUAUUUCUAUUCUGUCGCACUCUCAGAUCCAUGAAAUAUCGUAACGCUUGCUACCGUCGCCUCUGUCCCGGCGUUUUUCAGUAGGCCGUAGAUACUCGUUUGGGUUGUGCUAAGUUGGUCGUGUCAUUGGCAACUUGUGUCAUGGAAUCCGCUCGCUCAUGGGUGUCAUUUAAUGCGUGUACCAAUUGAUAUCUCAUCAGGAAAGCCUUAGAUGGGAGCUCGUGACGUCAUUCAUUAUUCCAAUAUGAAUCCAAUGACGUCAUUUGUCAAAUCAUUGGCGAGUGUUUCGAAAUGUCUACCGUCCCUUCCGAAGCCACCCAGCCAAAAUAGCCUUGAGAGCGAGUACAAAAGCGGUCGCAUCUCAUCGAGUGUGUUUGAUCUCUAUGCAUUUAGUGUGUCAUUAUAAGGCGAAUGCCGCGAGUGCUCGCCGGGUCGCCAUCUUGGGCGCCGCCAUCUUGAUCUCCGCUCGGGCGUCCGGCUGUAUCGAGUUUGUAUUUUUGUAUAUAGAUGGCGCAGUUGUCGCCGGCGUGGGACCCGCCAGUCACCUAGCCGGCCUUACCAAAGCCAAUAGUACCGAUCUGAAGUGGUUGUAACCGGCGUUUCUCAUGACAGCUGUGCUAGGAAUCAUUUAUACUGCGUGCGUUCAUAGACUAGAUUUGUAGUUCAGAAUAAAACAUAAAAUGAU
Molecule: messenger RNA, 6808 nt
Organism: Amphibalanus amphitrite
Lineage: Eukaryota; Metazoa; Arthropoda; Thecostraca; Balanomorpha; Balanidae
Exons: 9
Coding region: 255-4868 (1537 amino acids)
Cellular component (GO): nucleus
Molecular function (GO): methyl-CpG binding; zinc ion binding
Source: RefSeq, a predicted model, not a curated record